AUGAGUGGGAAUUGGGUGCACCCAAGCAAGACCCUGAUGUGGGCUGUUUGGGUCCUUGCAGCUGCCACCAAAGGGCUUGCUGCAGAUGCACCAUCCACGAAUACCAGGCUCGGAUGGGUCCGGGGAAAGCAAGUCACCGUGCUGGGAAACCCCAUGCCUGUGAAUGUGUUCCUUGGGGUCCCCUUUGCUGCACCCCCUGUUGGACCCCUGCGAUUUGCCACUCCACAGCCAGCAUUGCCCUGGAAAGGCUUCCGAGAUGCCACUUCCUACCCUAACUUGUGCCUCCAAAGCCUGGACUGGCUGAUUUCAGAUCAACACUUGCUCAAGGUGCAUUACCCCCAAUUCGAAGUGUCCGAAGACUGCCUGUACCUAAACAUCUAUGCACCGGCCCACGCUGUUAUGGGCUCCAAUCUCCCUGUCAUGGUAUGGUUCCCUGGGGGUGCUUUUGAGAAGGGCUCAGCCUCCAUAUUCGAUGGCUCUGCUUUGGCUGCUUACGAAGAUGUGCUUGUUGUGACCACCCAGUACCGGCUAGGAAUAUUUGGCUUCUUCAACACAGGGGACCAGCACGCUCCGGGGAACUGGGCCUUAAUGGACCAGGUGGCUGCCCUCACCUGGGUCCAGGAGAACAUUGAGUUCUUUGGUGGAAACCCGGGAUCUGUGACCAUCUUCGGCGAGUCAGCAGGGUCGAUAAGCGUUUCCAAUCUUGUUCUGUCUUCCAUGGCCAGUGGCUUAUUCCACAAAGCCAUCAUGGAGAGUGGAGUCGCCAUUAUCCCUUACAUCAUGGCCCUGGACAGUGAGAGGAACCAGGAUUUGCAGUUCCUUGCGCAUAUCUGUGAUUGCAACCUGACAGACUCAUUGGCCUUGCUGCAAUGCCUGAGGGCAAGACCCCCUGAGGAGUUACUGAGCCUCAGUCAGAAAACAAAGUCUUUCACUCAAGUGAUUGAUGGUCAUUUCUUUCGUGACAGUCCUGUAGACAUAUUGGUUCAAAAAGCAUUUAAUCCAAUUCCUUCGAUCAUUGGCGUCAACAACCACGAAUGUGGUUACUUGCUACCCAUGAAGGAGAUUCCUGAGAUCUUCAUGGGCUCCAACAAGUCUGUCUUAUUCCUCUUGAUGCAGUCAAUCUUGAAAAUCCCCAGGCACUAUUUGUAUGUCCUGAAUGAUGAAUACUUCAAGAUCAAAGACUCCAUGGCUGAAAUCCGAAACAGUUUUCUGGACUUGCUUGGCGAUGUGUUCUUUGUGGUUCCUGCCCUGGUCACAGCUCAGCAUCAUAGAGCGGCUGGUGCACCUGUCUACUUCUAUGAGUUUCAGCACCGACCCCAGUGCUUUGAAGACACAAAGCCAGCUUUUGUCAAAGCAGAUCACACGGAUGAAAUACGCUUUGUCUUCGGAGGUGCCUUUCUGAAGGGGGAUGUGGUCAUGUUUGAGGGAGCCACAGAAGAGGAGAAGCUGUUGAGCAGGAAGAUGAUGAAAUACUGGACGAACUUUGCUCGGACCGGGAAUCCCAAUGGGGAAGACUUACCUCUGUGGCCAGCUUACAAUCAGGCUGAGCAGUACCUGCAACUGGAUUUGAACAUAAGAGUUGGAGAAAAACUAAAAAAGUCAAAAGUGGAGUUUUGGACAAAUUCUGAACCUCUGAUAAAAUUCUCUUCUGGGUCUCUCCUCUGUCCUCUCUCCUCCUUGUACUUCCUGUCUCUGUUCUUACCAUUCUUUUUCCUUUUUGCUCCUUAA
This is a messenger RNA of Chrysochloris asiatica (Cape golden mole), 1728 nucleotides long. RefSeq names its product carboxylesterase 5A (gene CES5A). NCBI's taxonomy places the organism in Eukaryota, Metazoa, Chordata, Mammalia, Afrosoricida, Chrysochloridae. The coding region runs from base 1 to 1728 and encodes 575 amino acids. The transcript has 13 exons. The record is from RefSeq and is a predicted model, not a curated record.